AUGUCUUGCAUCGCGUUGGCCGUUGACAAAAAGCACAAGAGUGGAUGUUUUGCUAUAUUUACACAGAGCCCCAGGUUCUUGCAGGGUCCCAGCGGCGGGCAUGGGGAUGCGAGAAUACGAGAGGGACAUGAGGCCACGGCCACUGAGACCUGA
Fusarium mangiferae is the source of this 153-nucleotide messenger RNA. RefSeq lists its product as uncharacterized. The transcript has a single exon. Bases 1 to 153 code for a protein of 50 amino acids. The record is from RefSeq and is a predicted model, not a curated record. NCBI's taxonomy places the organism in Eukaryota, Fungi, Ascomycota, Sordariomycetes, Hypocreales, Nectriaceae.